CCCCGUAGAGCUCAGUUUGUCUCGACUUCUUCUAAAUUAAACAUCGGCUCCAUGAGCUGAAUGUUUUUCGGUUUAUUAUUUUAGUUAGGAAAUUUCUCAACUAAAUACUUGUUCGGUUUCGGAAUUUUCUUUUUUUUUUUACGGUGUCCUUUUAUAAAUAUAGUGGUUAGAAUCUGAAAAGCACGAAAAUGUCAUUGUUACGCAGUGUGUUAAAGGGGGGAAUAGGGGCCUGCCUUCUACCAAGAGGCGCGACUAAGAUGGUAUCGAUGCGUCGAUAUGGAAAGAAACCAGAUCAUAACCCAUCACCUAAGUGCAGUGACUCCAAGAAAGGUGGGGGCUGCGGCAACUUCAAUGACUGCGGUGAUCCACGCUUCGAGUCAAAGGACCGUAAGGUGGUGGAUAGCGAUCCCUUCCAGUUUCAUCAUCUGGUCGCUAUGCCGGAAGACUGCUGUGAUGACCCCUGCUUCGAUAGAUUCCCUCCUUUUGACGAAUGUUAUUACAAGAUCUCGGACAAGGCUAAGCGUCACUACCAGGUGACCUGGGUGGAGUGUCCGCCCAUCAAGAUCAAGCCAAAGAAGAUAUGCUGCUUCGAGAAGGGCAUCCGUCCGCCGAUCCCGCGUCGCAAGCGCAAGGAGUUCAAGGCGGAAGAGUGUCCUCAGGAGCGUGAGUGUACAUUUGCCGAUGGUCCCUGCCCCAAGAUACGGCUUCCCGGCUGCAAGGCCGUUCGCAAGUCGGUGUUCUGCACCCUCACGCGCAGGAUUACCCCGUGCACGAAGGUAAAGGCCCCAUACCCUUCGUUCUCAGAGUGCGAUCGUCCCAGGAUGCGCCCUCAUCGUCGUAUCGAAUGCAAUUGCUUGACCGUUCCUUCGCAAUGUGAGCUAGUCCGUGAACUCAAGGCUCGUGGAGGUAGUCCUCGGAAGGGCAACUGCGGUGGUAGCAGUCUUUAAACAAAAUUGUCCUUCGCCUAUUGUGGAUGGAGUAUGUACCGAGCGAAUACAACUGAGUUACUCUUCCGAUUCCGGAACUGAUCCAGCAACUGCCAUCUACUCAAAACCACCGAAAAUAUUCCAACUAUAAAUAAACCGAACUUUCGACCCA
Molecule: messenger RNA, 1098 nt
Organism: Drosophila ananassae
Lineage: Eukaryota; Metazoa; Arthropoda; Insecta; Diptera; Drosophilidae
Exons: 1
Coding region: 189-947 (252 amino acids)
Source: RefSeq, a predicted model, not a curated record